Messenger RNA from Saccostrea cuccullata (small rock oyster), 1363 nucleotides. RefSeq names its product C-X-C chemokine receptor type 2-like. Gene Ontology annotation, cellular component: plasma membrane. The coding region runs from base 1 to 1026 and encodes 341 amino acids. Gene Ontology annotation, biological process: G protein-coupled receptor signaling pathway. The transcript has a single exon. Lineage: Eukaryota; Metazoa; Mollusca; Bivalvia; Ostreida; Ostreidae. Gene Ontology annotation, molecular function: G protein-coupled receptor activity. The record is from RefSeq and is a predicted model, not a curated record.
AUGGAAGAAAUUUUUUUAGUUAAUCCUCCGGAAGUGCCACUUUGGGGAUUCUGGGUAAAACACGUGGCGACCCCUGUGGUUACUGCUGUCGGACUGACCGGAAAUUCGUUGUCUUUCUUAGUGAUGUGCUACUCCCAGAGACUGCGCAAGCAAUCGUACAGUCAACUACUAUGUGUACUGGCCGUCUUUGACAGUCUUAAUUUGAUCAUCAACCAAGUAGAACUGGCAGAUGAAAUGGUUGUGUAUAAAUCCGGGCAUCAGUUCAGCUUCUAUACAGACCUUCCAAACAGUGUAUGCAAGAUUUAUAACUUCUUAAAGCACGUUUUUCUUCUUGGAUCAUCUUGGUUAAUUGUGUGCUUAUCAAUAGAAAGAGUUCAAGCUGUGUGUUUCCCCUUCAAAAGAACAUUUCUUCGUAGAAGGUUUAGCGUUGCGAUUCUCGUAACAAUAACCAUGGCCAUCUUGUCUUUGACACAGAUCUUCAGGAUUCUAUUCAUAGAGAACGUGAGAGGAUACUGUAUGGCGGUAGAGGAAUACUUAUCCCUGUAUGUUCAUCUACACCAGUACGGCUAUCAUCUUAGUCUACUGUUCGCUUUACCCUGCGUCAUCGUUCUCUCGUGUAACUUCGCGGUAAUCUACCAGAUUUACGUCAUAAAGAAAGAGGCAGGAAAUGACUGUCCGCCAUCUUUAGGCAGCACGAGGAAGACGACAACCAUGUUACUAUUGAUAGGCUUUGUGUUCAUCAUCACCAUGUUUCCUCAGUUUUUGUGCACGAGUGUCCUUCUGUAUUACACAGACGAAAGCAGACGACAUAUUGGUCAGCACAAAUUGUUGAAGAUGAGGCCAUAUUUGGAACUAUUUUCAGUUGUCAGUUAUACAAACUACUGCAUUAACUUUGGUAUUUAUGUUUUGUGUGGAAGAUCUUUCCGUUGGGAACUAUGUCGUAUGAUCAAGUGUAAUCGACGGAGGAAUAUAUUUAGGGAAGAGCAGACGAAAAGAACAGAGGAAGUGACGCCUUUACAGGGAUAAUUGAAUUGAAACUUCUUCUGUCCGACUCUUUUCUUGCUGAAAGUGUUGGUAAUUAAAACGAAAUCAAACCAUUUAAACUGUGAAGAGGAUUGAAUACAUACAAUGCUCCAUAUAGUCUUUUCUAACAAAGAUUAGAUAUUCUCCGCAUGCGUAGAUCGUAUGAAUUCAUCAUGUUUUAUUUAACAACGUCUGGAUAUAGAGCUCAUGACGUAGCUGAAAAAUACAUGUUGUAGAUAUGAUCCACGUUUUGUAGCUGAUAAAUAUAAAAUUGGUGUUCAUAUUGUUAUUGUCCGGAAAUAAUGACAAAUGAAAUUGUGACUAUUCUGAAAUUAAUAAA